Molecule: messenger RNA, 1575 nt
Organism: Purpureocillium takamizusanense
Lineage: Eukaryota; Fungi; Ascomycota; Sordariomycetes; Hypocreales; Ophiocordycipitaceae
Exons: 3
Coding region: 200-1180 (326 amino acids)
Molecular function (GO): phosphatidylcholine lysophospholipase A1 activity
Source: RefSeq, a predicted model, not a curated record
AUGCAACUAGUUCCUCUCCAAAAUCGGGUGUCUGCAUGGCCAGGCGCCCAUCCUCCCCAGCUCCAGUUCUUCUUAUUAAGAAGGGGUCGUGGCCUGCCAUGGCCUCCUGCGAGAGCUACCAUGUCAUUCUCGCCGCCGCCGCCGCCGCCGCCGCCGUCGUUGUCGCACAACAAUCUGUAGCGCCUCGCCCGAGCCCUCCAUGAGAGCGCUGCCCUCUCCCGCCGCGCUCACGGCCGUCGUCGCCUGCUGCCUGGUCGGUUUCCCAGCUGGCGCUGCCGCUGCCGCCGUCGGCCCUAGCAAGCAAGUCGUCAUCGCCGGCCAUGUCAACAAAAUCGAGAGGAACGCGACGCCCAGCGUCCUCAACCCGUCAUCGUCCAAGGACAUCGACGCCGGCGCCCGUCCGGCCAUCAAGGCGGGCACCGAGCUGCGCAUCCUCUGCGCCGGCGACUCCAUCACCCUCGGCACCCUGAGCGACACGGACGGCGGCGACGGCAACGGCUACCGCCGCCAGCUGCAGGCGGACCUGUCGAAGGACGACGUCGUCUUUGCUGGUAGCACGACAACACCCGGCGGCACCAUGCACGAUGGCUAUUUUGCGGCGUGGCCCGGCAAGACCAUCCAGUACAUAUCGGACGAGAUCGGCCCAUCGCUGAAGCAGCGGCCCAACAUGGUCCUCCUGCACGCCGGGACAAACGACAUGAACGAGAACCCCUCGACGUCGACCGAGGGCAACGACCCCGAGGCGGCCGCCCGGCGCCUGGGCGCGCUGGUCGACAAGAUCGUCGUCGCAUGCCCCGACGCCGUGGUGCUCGUGGCCAUCAUCAUCGACACGUGUCGCCCAGAGCAGUCGCCGCGCACACGGCAGUUCCAGUCCCUGAUCCCGGACGUCGUGACACGGCCGCGGCUCGAGGCCGGGCACAAGGUGCUCGCCGCCAACAUGACCUCGCUGCCCGUCUCGGAGCUGCGAGAUUGCAUCCACCCGACCAACAGGGGCUACCGCCUGCUUGGCGACUUUUGGUACGACGUGAUGGCUCAGGUCCCGCGCGACUGGAUCCAGGCGCCCGUGGGACCGGACCCGGAGCGCUCAUCCGACGGCAGGGUUGUCGCUCCCGCCGCGGGCGCAGGCGCGCUCGCAGUUGCGGCAGCUGCCGUGGCCGUGUUGGUGGCGACGUGCGUCUGACCAGCCAGCGGGAGUGAGUGCCCUGUCCUGGGGACGUCCCUUUUUUUCUUUCUUUCUUUCUUCUUGUCUCUGUCGAGGAAGAAGUGGCCAACUUGGUCUCGGCAGUCACGGCAUGGCAAAGCUGGGCGGCUGCAUUUUUUCUGCUCGUGCAUAAUAGUGAUUUUCCAUUGUGUUUGGCAUAGCUGCGGCGCAAUGGCAUACCUAAGGUAGGUAGGAUACAGGGUCUGGCGUGCAUGUAUGACUACCUACCUACAUACUUAUACUGUAGUUAGUACAUGUCUGUAAAGCGCGGCUUCGGGAGGGAAGGGGGUGUGCAUGGCAUGGGCGGAGAAGAGAUGGGACACGGCGUUGGUGUGCAAUCUACCUUUGGAACCCCAUCAUAAGAGACUUGAAAC